Molecule: messenger RNA, 738 nt
Organism: Penaeus monodon (black tiger shrimp)
Lineage: Eukaryota; Metazoa; Arthropoda; Malacostraca; Decapoda; Penaeidae
Product: biogenesis of lysosome-related organelles complex 1 subunit 1-like
Biological process (GO): endosomal transport
Cellular component (GO): BLOC-1 complex
Source: RefSeq, a predicted model, not a curated record
CCCGUCCUCUGUGUCAUCCCGGUGAACACAGAAAAGGUGCCGUAAUAUUGGUAACGCUGGUCAGGUGUCAAGUGUCAAGAGUUUGUUUUGGUUUCACGCUAUUACGUGUUUGUGUCAAGUUUCAGGUUGCAUUGAUACUGCAGAUUGAAUAGGCAAGAUGUUGUCGAGUAUGGUAAAAGAGCACCAGACCAGACAGCAGAAUCGGAAAGAAGAACAGGAAAGGCGAAGAAAGGAGGCUGUGCAGGCUAGCAGUAAUCUAACCCAGGCUCUGGUUGAUCAUCUCAAUGUUGGUGUUGCACAGGCUUACUUAAACCAAAAGAGGCUGGACAGCGAGGCGAGCCAACUUGAGCAGAAUGCGACUAACUUCCAGCGUCAAACGUCUCAAUGGUUGGGUCUCAUCUCCUCUUUUACGGAUUCCAUGAAAGAAGUGGGGCAUGUCCAGAAUUGGGCGACCACCAUUGAAUCGGACAUGAGGACAAUUUCCACAGCUUUGGAAUAUGCUUACAAAGUUGAACAGCAAGCAAGCACUGGAGGAGGAUCAGCUACAUAGUUUAUAUUAUGUUGUCAGAUUAAAUAUUAUUUUUCAAUGUUUAUAUUAUUACAUAAGCAAAUGUGUAGCCCAAACCCUAUAAUAAUAUACUAAAUGUUUUGCAUAUGUACAUCUGUGAUAUUGAAGAAAUUAUACAUCAACUUAGGAUGUGUUAAAUUAGUCUUGACCAAUAGUUUAUGAAAGCAAGU